Molecule: messenger RNA, 1071 nt
Organism: Penicillium pulvis
Lineage: Eukaryota; Fungi; Ascomycota; Eurotiomycetes; Eurotiales; Aspergillaceae
Exons: 4
Coding region: 1-1071 (356 amino acids)
Source: RefSeq, a predicted model, not a curated record
AUGUCCUUCCAUGACGACAGCUGCUCACCAGAGGAGGUACCGUCCUUCUACGAUGUUGAACCAAACUGGGCCGGGGUCGAAACACCCGAAUUUCAAGCCGCCUUUCUAGGUGUAAACGCACCCUACUGCCCAGAGCCAAUAGGCCCAUCCGCACUCCUGACCCCAGUCAGCCUCCCCGACAGCUCGUUCCGGCCGAGUCCCGCAUUGAGCCAUCACUCGCAAGAAUACGUCCCAGAAUACCAAUAUGUCGGCAAUUCCAUAGCUCCGCAAGGCCUAGGAAUCAGCGCACCAUUCCCCAACGACUUCCCCGUAUCUUCAGCAGCACAUCUAAAUACAUCCUACAUCUAUGCUCCAGAUGAUUAUCAACAACUCGAAUAUGGCCUGCCAACCAAUACAUCCAGCAUGUCGCCGCAAAUGCAACCUCAAGCGCAAAUCCACACGCAAGGAUUGGCACCUAGACGCAGGAGGCGCGCGCCAUCUCAAUCAAGGUCUCACACACCCUCCCGCGAUACACCACUCAAUAUCAUGCCCCACCCACAGGGAAUUGAGCGUAUGGAACGUGAGCGAUUGAACCCCCGGCCCCCACCACAGGUGCACCCCCGACCCCGGGCCCCCGGAAGGGGACGACGGGACCCACAGGCCGAAGAGGAAGAUGCAUUUGUAGAAGAAUUGCGCGAGAAAAAUACGGCGUGGAAGGUUGUUCGGGAAUUGUAUCGAGAAAAAUUCAACAAGGAUGCUUCGGAGCCGCGAUUGCAGAUGCGUCAAAAUCGUCGGCGUGAAAGAAGGAAUGCACGCUGGGAAGAUCACGAUGUCCAGCUUCUUAUCAGGGCUAGUGCGAUGUGGGAGAAGGAGAAGUAUCGGUUUAUUGCGGAUAAGAUGAAAGAACUCAAUGCUUCAAAAGAAUAUACACCCCACCAAUGCAAAGUUCAAUUACGUCUCAUCGAGACGAAUGAUUAUCGUCAAAACAUGGACAUUGCCUCACCUUCAGCAAUGACCGAUCCUCCUCGUUCGCCACCUGUGAUACCAAGAUCAAGAAAGCGAGCGCGUCCUCAAUCAUUGGAACCGGAAUAA